AUGUUGAGAAGCAUCAAUCGUGUCAGCGCUCUCUCGCUUCGUCGGUUUGCCUCGCUUGGAUUUCCUUCCACCACUGAAAGCUACCCCACAAAUCACCUUCCCAGCGGGAGCGAGCCAUAUUUGACGCCGUCGUUCCACAACAACAAGUUGGUUAAGUCUGAGCUGGCCACGUGGUAUGAUAUCCACGAUCCAGCCACCAACCAGCUCAUUGCCAAAGUUCCCCAGUCCACGCCUGAGGAAUUGGACCAGGCAGUUGCUGCUGCAGAGGAAGCAUUCCACACAUGGAAAAACUACUCCGUUAUCCGGCGCCAAGGCAUUGCUUUCCGCUUUGUGGAGCUUUUGCGCCGCAACCACGACCGUCUUGCUGGCAUGAUCGUGUUGGAACAGGGAAAGACUUUUGCCGAUGCAAAAGGUGACGUUUUGCGGGGCUUGCAAGUGGCCGAAGCUGCGUGCAAUGCGCCACAAGACUUGAUGGCAUCUUCUUUGGAAGUGGCUACAGACAUGGAGACCAAAAUGGUGCGUGAGCCGUUGGGUGUUGUGGGAAGUAUUUGUCCCUUCAACUUCCCAGCCAUGGUGCCAUUGUGGAGUUUGCCGCUUGUGAUGGUCACUGGAAACACAUGUGUGCUCAAGCCGCUGGAGCGUGUUCCAGGCGCAGCAAUGAUUAUUGCAGAGUUGGCUGCGGAAGCUGGUGUUCCACCUGGAGUGGUGAACAUCGUGCACGGUAAGCAUGACACCGUCAACAAGAUCAUUGAAGACCCACGCAUCAAAGCAGUGACUUUUGUUGGUGGUGACGCUGCUGGUAAAUACAUCUACGAGCGUGCUUCUGCCUUGGGCAAGCGCGUGCAAGCAAACCUUGGGGCCAAGAACCAUAUGAUCGUUUUGCCAGACGCAGACAAGAACCAUUUUGUCAAUGCACUUAGUGGUGCAGCAUUUGGUGCUGCGGGUCAGCGGUGCAUGGCGAUUUCUGUUCUUGUUACGGUGGGCGAGAAAACUAAGCUGUGGGUAGAGGAUGUGGCUCGCGAUGCAGCGGGUCUUACUGUCGGUUCCGGUUUCGACUCCAAAUCAGACUUGGGCCCAAUGAUAAGCCCAGAGGCAUUGCAGCGUGCACGCGAGAUUAUCAGUGAUAGCGAAAAGGCUGGAGCCACUGUGCUUCUUGAUGGCCGGAAGCAAGAAAUGCCUGCUCCUUUUACAGAGGGCAACUUCUUGGGCCCAACAAUCUUGACUGGAGUGAAACCAGGCAUGCGUGCGUACGAGGAGGAGAUUUUCGGUCCUGUUUUGGCUGUCGUGAAUGUGGACACUUUUGACGAAGCCAUUGCGUUGGUGAACGCCAACAAAUACGGAAACGGUGUGUCUUUGUUCACUCAAUCUGGCGCAGCAGCACAUAAAUUCACCAAGAACAUUGCAUGUGGCCAGGUGGGUGUGAAUGUGCCUAUCCCAGUGCCUUUGCCCAUGUUCUCUUUCACUGGUAACAAGGGCUCGUUCUUGGGCGACUUGAACUUCUACGGAAAGGCUGGUGUGACAUUCUUGACACAGCCAAAGACCAUUACGUCUUUCUGGCGCACAAGCAAUGUGGACGAGGUUUUGGCUCCAUCCACAGCUAUGCCCGUGCAACAGUAG
Molecule: messenger RNA, 1617 nt
Organism: Clavispora lusitaniae ATCC 42720
Lineage: Eukaryota; Fungi; Ascomycota; Pichiomycetes; Serinales; Metschnikowiaceae
Gene: ALD6
Product: Ald6p
Biological process (GO): L-valine catabolic process; thymine catabolic process
Cellular component (GO): mitochondrion
Molecular function (GO): malonate-semialdehyde dehydrogenase (acetylating, [NAD(P)+]) activity; methylmalonate-semialdehyde dehydrogenase (acylating, NAD+) activity
Source: RefSeq, a predicted model, not a curated record